Molecule: messenger RNA, 1629 nt
Organism: Camelina sativa (false flax)
Lineage: Eukaryota; Viridiplantae; Streptophyta; Magnoliopsida; Brassicales; Brassicaceae
Source: RefSeq, a predicted model, not a curated record
AUGGUGCAGUAUGAUGAUUUCAAGAACAUUAAGGUUGUCCCCAUCGGAAACGAGUUCGUUGAUGUCACCUUGCUCCAUGUUCAUCGUCAGACUCCAAAAGUUCUCCUUAAGGAUUUCAACAUCAACCAUCACCGUCAAUUCUACACACGCAAGGUUAAGAAGACAGAACUCACUUUUUGUCAUAAGCUCGCCACCAUCAUAGACGAGUUUCCUACCUUCGAUGAGAUCAGCCCUUUCUACGUCGACCUGCUUCGCUCCACUUUUCAUAGAGAUGAGUACGAGUUGUCUCUAGGUCAAGUGAAUACUGCGAGACACAUGAUUACCAACAUCUCUAUUGAUUACGUUACGCAACUCGAGUUUGUUGAAUCUUUGAAGCAGUGCAAAGCACUUAAAGCGAGUGCUGUUGGACAAAUGUUCGAUGUCAUCAACGAAAUCACUCCUGCUUUGGCUUAUCUAGAGCAGAUCAGACAACGCAUGGCAAGGCUUCCUUCCAUUGACUUAAGCACUCCAACUCUCUUGGUUUGUGGGUACCCUGACAAUGUGGACAAGGCUUGUUUUAUGAACGGAGUCAUCAUCAACAACACCGGAGCUAGUGAUCAUGAUUACACCACCACAAAGUCAGUGAAUGUUGUUGUUGGUCAUACUGAAUACAAGGAUUUGAUGUACCAAGUGAUUGAUGCACCUGGAGUUUUGAAUACGCCUACAUUCGGAGACUCUACUGUUAUCGCCACAUUGGCUCGUCAUCUUUCAUCUGCUCUUGUUUUGUUCUUUAUGGAUGUUUCAGGUUCAUGUGGUUACAGCAUUCCACACCAGGCUGCUCUUUUACAUAGCUUAAAGUCUCUGUUUCUGAAUAAACCAUUGGUAGUUGUCUGCGAUGAGACUGAUUUGAUGCAAGUAUCUGAACAAGAUUUGGAACUUAUUGAAGAGAUUACUAGUGGAAUGGGAGAAUAUGAAGAAGAAGAAGUGGGUUUGAAGAUUAGUAAUCUGACGACGGAAGAGGGUGUGAUGUUUGUGAAGAAUGCUGCGUGCGAGAUGCUGUUAAAUGGAAAAGAAAGUUUGAGUUGCAUAGCUCAGGACAAAGCUAAGGGUUUGACGAACAAAUACAUCUUGGCUCUUCAAGAAAGGAAAGACGACAUUAUUCCUCAACCUCAACCUGAUCUUGAUGAUGGUCGUAAUGUUUCUGAUGACUUGUUGGUUGAUUCAGAAAUUUCGUCUAGGCUUGCGGAGUUAGAAUCUGAAGAAGGAAUCAAGAAUGCUCAUGACGAUGAAAAAGAUGGAUUUGAGAUGGCGAAGGAACAUGUUAGUGAAGAGCACAAGGACAAAUACAUCUUGGCUGGUCAAGAAAGCAAAGACGACAUAAUUCCUCAACCUCAAAAGGAUCUUGAUGAUGGUCGUAAUGUUUCUGACUUGUUGGUUGAUUCAGACGUUUCGUCUAGGCUUGCGGAGUUAAAACCUGAGGAAGGAAUCAAGAAGGUUCAUGAGGAUGAAAAAGAUGAUUUUGUGAUGGCAAAGGAACAUUUUAGGGAAGAGCACAAGGACGUCCAACUUGUUGCCUAUGACUAUGGCAAGAUUCAACCCUUACGGGGAAUACUUAUGGAGUCAUCAUUCAAGAAUGUCUCUCAGCUUUAA